Pseudomassariella vexata is the source of this 1019-nucleotide messenger RNA. RefSeq names its product Cupredoxin. The record is from RefSeq and is a predicted model, not a curated record. The transcript has 2 exons. Bases 221 to 973 code for a protein of 250 amino acids. NCBI's taxonomy places the organism in Eukaryota, Fungi, Ascomycota, Sordariomycetes, Amphisphaeriales, Pseudomassariaceae.
UAGUUCCUCAGUGCCCAUCAGAUCGUUUUUUCUGAGUUUCUCUUCUUUAUUUCUAUUCUUCAUUCUUCAACUACUGUAAUAUUCUCCAGGCCAGUCCUGCCUAGCGCUAGUCGCUUAUUCCUUACGCAACCGACACUCUCUUACCCAACCGACCAUCUCGCCGGCCGACAUUCAUUGUUAAACAAGUUAUAAAAAAAGAACAAAAUUCACAAAACCUACGAUGCAGUUCACAACACUCGCUCUUUCCGCCCUGGCAGGCCUUGCCUCGGCUCAGACCGUCCACGUCGUGUCAGUGUCAAGCAGCAAUGCUUCGCUCACAUUCAGCCCCGACAACCUGCAAGUGCCGGCUGGUGAUAUGAUCCAGUUCCAGUUCCGUGCCGGUAACCACAGUGUCGUUCAGUCCAACUUCGACAACCCCUGCACGCCCAUCUCCAUGCACACAAACACUACAGGCAUUUUCUCCGGUUACCAACCUGUCGCUGCCAGCUCGGCCAUGGGCAUGGUCCCCACAUAUACCAUUAUGGUCUCAGACACAACGCCCUUGUGGUUCUACUGCUCCCAGGGAAAGCAUUGCCAGGCUGGCAUGGUAAUGGUUGUUAACGAGAACACUGCUAAGAACGCAACUCGGUCUUUAGAGAAUUUCAAGAGCCUUGCUAAAUCGGCCACUGCCAACCUCGCACCCGGUGGCACUGCCCAGGAAGGCACCAGUGGUAGCACCGGCGGCAGCACCGGCGGCAGUACCAGUGGCAGUACUGGUGGCAGUACUAGUGGCACCACCAACGGCACCACCAACGGCGGUACGGGUACCAGUGGAGGUGACUCUCCCACCGGCACCGCCUCCGCCACUGGCACGCCGGGUACCGCAACGGCCUCUUCCACCAAUAUCCCCGUCCAAGCAGCUGCUUCGAGCACAUAUAUCAUGUCGAGCUUCGCCAGCAUCGUCGGUGUCGCCGCCGCCCUAUUCCUGCUAUGAGUGGGCAUCUGAUGAACAACGGAGUCGGGGAUGGGAUCGGACUGGG